This is a messenger RNA of Ailuropoda melanoleuca (giant panda), 2440 nucleotides long. RefSeq names its product RAB5A, member RAS oncogene family (gene RAB5A). The coding region runs from base 476 to 1123 and encodes 215 amino acids. The transcript is spliced from 6 exons. The record is from RefSeq and is a predicted model, not a curated record. Gene Ontology annotation, molecular function: GTPase activity; GTP binding. NCBI's taxonomy places the organism in Eukaryota, Metazoa, Chordata, Mammalia, Carnivora, Ursidae.
GCCGGCGCCGGGCGGCGGAAGUGGCUCCCGAGCUGGGACUUGAGUGUUUGUGUUUUGGUUCGCGGCGGAGCCGGCGGCUGGCCUGAGGGGAGGAGGCAGAGGAGGGAGGAGGAGGAAGAAUUAGUCGGAACUCGAGCGCCGGCGGCGGCGAAGGAGGAGAAAGGAAAGAGGAAGGCGGAGCGGAGAGAGGCGGAGACGCAGCCGGACGGGGGCGGCACCACGGCACGAUCCCCGCACGGUCCAGUCUGAGGGGAGCGGCCUGAGGAAGAGACGCGCCGCCGCCGUCUAAGUCACCGCCACAGUCUCAGCCUCUUUUCGGGCUGCGCCUGGGACCUGCUGCCGGGAGGCUUCAGCCCCGCCGCUCCGCGUGCUGCGGCCUCAGGUGUCUCUACAUCCAGAAAGAAAAAAAUUAACACCUUGCAUCCUGGAAGUUCAUUUAAGAGACUGAAAUUAGGGACUUCUUUCAAAUUUGGACAUGGCUAAUCGAGGAGCAACAAGACCCAACGGGCCCAAUACUGGAAAUAAAAUAUGCCAGUUCAAACUAGUACUUCUGGGAGAGUCUGCUGUUGGCAAAUCAAGCCUAGUGCUUCGUUUUGUGAAGGGCCAAUUUCAUGAAUUUCAAGAGAGUACCAUAGGGGCUGCUUUUCUAACCCAAACUGUGUGUCUUGAUGACACAACAGUAAAGUUUGAAAUAUGGGAUACAGCUGGUCAAGAACGAUACCAUAGCCUAGCACCAAUGUACUACAGAGGAGCACAAGCAGCCAUAGUUGUAUAUGAUAUCACAAAUGAGGAGUCCUUUGCCAGAGCCAAAAACUGGGUUAAAGAACUUCAGAGGCAAGCCAGUCCUAACAUUGUAAUAGCUUUAUCAGGAAACAAGGCUGACCUUGCAAAUAAAAGAGCUGUCGAUUUCCAGGAAGCACAGUCCUAUGCAGAUGACAACAGUUUAUUAUUCAUGGAGACAUCAGCUAAAACAUCAAUGAAUGUAAAUGAAAUAUUCAUGGCAAUAGCUAAAAAGUUGCCAAAGAAUGAACCACAGAAUCCAGGAGCAAAUUCUGCCAGAGGAAGAGGAGUAGACCUUACUGAACCCACGCAGCCAACCAGGAGUCAGUGUUGUAGUAACUAAACCUCCAGUUGGAACUUGCUGGAAUAUUCUUCUGCUUCCUAAAUGUUAAUGACAGUGAAAUUGGAGCAUUUAACCAGCCCAGUAUGACUUCCAAAAAGAAGAGACUUAUGAUAGAGUCAAGUUUCUAAUACAGAAUUAUUUUAAGUGUUCUGAACUUAAUUUUUAAUAACAUGCAUGUGACCCUCUGACUAAUGUUUCAGAAGUAGAAGGGGGGGAAUGAGAGCUGUGUGUGUACGCUUGUUUCCUUGGACGGUUAGGGAAUCGUUUCUCAUCACCAGGGAUAGAGACAAAGGAUGAUGUAAACCCACAGUUAACUGGCCACUGCUAAGUAAAAGAUUUGGAACUUAUUAAUUUGGGCUUUUCAAAAACAUUCUUUUUUUAGAAGGAGGUUCUAAAGAUACGCUUAGCUACAGUAUUCAGGCAACAGGUAAUUUCUCUUAGUGUGCAUAUUUAAAAUGUACAUUCCACAUUUUAACAAAUUAACCGCAAGAAAACAGUCCCACAUCUUCUGGGGGAAAACACGAAAAUUAGUGGCAUCUAAAUUAUAGCCAGUCCUGGUAUUUUUAGUGGGGUAAAACAAGUCAAAUGUAACCUCAUCUUGUUUUAGGAAUAUGAAAACGGACAAAUGCAUCUUAAUGGAUUGUGUUCCUUUCAAACAUGUGAGCUCUUCAACAGAAAUGAAACAAACCAGGUGUCUGUGAUUUCUGUUUAAUCACUGCUGGCCAUUACAUAGGUUUUGUUGUUUGGGGGGAGGGAGCUUUUGUUCCCUUUGGACGUAAUAUAGUCAAUGCACUAACAAUUAUGUACAUUCAAACUUGAUUAUUUUAAAUUCAGUCUUCAGCUGUACUGUAAAUAGGGUACUGCACUGUAGUCUCCAUAUAUGUUUAUUACUUUCCUGUAAUAUUUAAGAGUUGCUUAAAGGUAUACAAAAUGUACAGUUACUAAAACAGCUAAUUUUUCCUUUUCUCUCCCUUUGAAAGGAAGGGGCUUCAAUUGUUCCUACAUGCUAGAACCAUAAUAAACAAUGUACCAGUAAUUUGUAACAUAAGUAUUGCAGUAUGUUAGUAACAAUCUUGCAGCCUUGUUUUCCAAAGUUCAUUUUAUUUUGAUCAGUUCAGUAUAUUGCACUAAUUGUUUUAGGUAUUUUCAUUAUAUGAAAUCUACCAUGUGUCAGAGAUGAUUUAAUCUAUUUAAGUGUUGAACUGCUAGCAGAACUUGUACAUUUACAGUAAUUCAGAAUUAGUAAGGAAAACAGUUCACCAGUGUUUAGUUUUAUAUUGAGGUGCUCAGGUUGGAAUAAAGUGGUAUAAAAAGCAA